Molecule: messenger RNA, 1800 nt
Organism: Clunio marinus
Lineage: Eukaryota; Metazoa; Arthropoda; Insecta; Diptera; Chironomidae
Source: the annotation of a GenBank genome assembly
AUGAAUAAAGCUGAAAAAGAAAAACGUUUUAAAGAUGCAAUCUUAGAGAUAAAAAAUGGUUCUAAAAUUCGUGUUGCUGCUCUAAAACAUAUGGUUGCUGAAAGGACAUUAAGGCGAAGAUUCCAUAAAUGGUGUGAUAGUGAAGAUAUUGCAAUAGGAUAUCAAAACAACCUCCGUGAAUAUAGAGAAAAUGUUGACAGAAACUGUUUAAAAGAUGAAAACUUAUCAACAGAAUUAUUAAGUCACAUUCAUGAUUUAAAUGCUGUGAUUCCUGCAAAAAAUAUGUUUUCUAAUUUCAAAAACUAUCAUGAGAAGUGUGGUUUGUGUUUCAAUAUAGUUUCGUCACAUGAGUCAAGAAUUAAACUGACAGACAAUAUCCGGAACAUGAUUUAUUCCAUCUUACAAAUCCGAAUGUUGUCGGAUGCAAACUGUUCAAACUUUUUGUGCUUCAAAUGUCAUGACGAUUUGAAGUAUUUUUAUAAUUUUAAAUGUGAAAUAAGAGAGAAGCAUGAUAAUUUCAUAAAAUUCAUAUCAGUGGCAAUUGAAAAAUGUUAUGACGAUUUUUCUCAACCAUUUAACGAGCCCCUCAUUAAAAUUGAAGAAAUAAAAACUGAACCAGAAUUUCCUUCGUCUCUGAUAUUUUCUGAACCCUUAGGAGAAUUGAAUUCUCCAAUUAUAACUGAAAAGAUAAAUGCCAGUGAAAUAAUAUUUAAAAAAGAACAUUGCAAAUCUUCUCCGAUUGAAGUUCCUUCAACAUCGGGAAAUUAUCAAAAUCUAGGGGAGAAUAUUUCUUUAAAACAUUCCAGUAAAAGUCCAAUUGUAAAACCAAAGAUUAUUGAUCAUCAAGACAUUUCAAAAUCCCAACUCCUUCCUUGUGAUUUUUGUGGAAAAAAAUUUAUGCGAGGUCAAAGAAUGGAACUUCAUCGUACAAGAGUUCAUUUGAAAAUUAAAAACUUUGAAUGCGAUAUUUGUGGUCUAACAUUUUAUGGAAGAUGCAAUGUCGCUUACCAUAUGGUUAAACACAUUCCUAAAGAACAUCGAUCUAGAGAUUAUCAAUGCGAUAUUUGUAACAAAUUAUUUUAUGACAAGAAAAUGAUUAAAAUUCAUAUGAGAAAAUGUCAUGGAAAAGAAGGAAAUUUUCCGUGUUCGUUUUGUGGAAAAUCAUUUUCGACUAAAUAUAAAUUAUACUAUCAUAAGAAUAAUAAUCAUUCAAUGAGAAAUCGUAAGAUUGAACUUAUUUGCGAGAUGUGUGGGAAAGUUUUGCGAAGUCAGAAAGCAUUAUUUAAUCACAUGGUAGGAGUUCAUAAAGUUUGGGAAGGGAACACAGAACUUCAAAGAACUUUAACGUGUGAGAUUUGUGGAAAACGUUUCUUCUUCGAAUCAGAUCUCAAAAGUCAUAAGAAAGUUCAUGGAGAAAAAAACGUAUCUUGUGAUUUCUUUGGAUGUCCAAAGAAAUUCAAAUCGAAUAAAGAACUUUACGAUCACAAAAAGUAUCACAAUCCUCGAAAAAAGAUUCCUUGUUCAUUUCCAAAUUGUGACAAAAGCUUCUUUACAAACCAACACCUCAAGUCACAUGUCUACACUCGUCAUCAUAAAAUUCGUCAACCUUGCCCUGUUAGCAAUGUUUGCGGUUUCUCAGUGGGAAGAAAAGAUUACAUGAGAAUUCAUUUAAAGAAGCAUACAGAACUUUCUAAUGAAGAGUUAGAAAAAUAUUCCAAAAUAGUAUCAAGUAUGAAUUUAGCAUAAAUAUUUAUGUUGAUUAUUCAUGUCUGAAUUUUCCUUCAACAUUAGAAAACUGCA